This is a messenger RNA of Hypomesus transpacificus, 1573 nucleotides long. It is a transcript of the gene hcar2, whose product is annotated as uracil nucleotide/cysteinyl leukotriene receptor. Lineage: Eukaryota; Metazoa; Chordata; Actinopteri; Osmeriformes; Osmeridae. Gene Ontology annotation, molecular function: G protein-coupled receptor activity. Gene Ontology annotation, cellular component: membrane. The transcript has 2 exons. The record is from RefSeq and is a predicted model, not a curated record. Gene Ontology annotation, biological process: positive regulation of Rho protein signal transduction; phospholipase C-activating G protein-coupled receptor signaling pathway. Bases 632 to 1513 code for a protein of 293 amino acids.
GCUCCUGAGUAGGUGAUUCAGUCACUCUCACCUGAGUCUCAGAGCUGGAGAGAGCGCAGGCCUUCAGCUCCUCACAUCAGCAGACAAGGUAGGCUUUCUAAUCCGUCUCUGCUGACAUUUGCAUCCAGGGCUCAUUCAAAUGGUUGAGUUAGUAUCAGCUGGUUUUGCCUGCAUGGUUCUGUGUCUCGGAGUUUGGGUAACUAUCAUUUUAAUGAGGACAUUUUUCCAACGCCGAAACCAAGGACUUUAAUCAGACAAUGUAAACUCAGUGAUAGUGGGUUUCUACAUGGACAGCUUCGUCUCCCUGGAUACAGAGAUACCCUCGUACAAACAGAGACUUAAAGUGUGUACAUUAAUGCAGAACCAAAGCUUUUACAAACUGGGUUCUCUGGAAAAGAAGAAACAGACGGAAGACACAACAUAUUAUCUUGCAUUUUGACGUGUCAGUUCACAUCACUGUGGGCUGUCCUGCUAGAUUUCACCCCCUGACCACUUCUGGUUUCAGAAAUAAUUCAAAGAAAGUCUUUGCAUGAGGAAACAUGAGCAUCUGAGCUGAGAGAUCUCUGUCCGUCCGGUCGUGUUCUUCAGACCCAGACAUCAGAUCCAGUCUUCCCCGUCCGCGUGAGUCAGCAUGGACGUGUUCUUCAACUCCUCCUUGCUCUUCAUCUCCCUCCGACCCAACAACCGCACGUCUGAGGUGCAGACCGUGUACGAGGGCUGCAAGGACAUGCCUGCUGUCCUGAUCAUCUACCUGGGGCUGCAGUUCGUCAACAUGUUCCUGGGAAUCCCGGCCAACAUCAUGGUGUUGUGGCUCAUGCGCAGGAACACAGGAGACUCAUCCACCUCGGACAUCUUCAUCCUGCACCUGGCCGUCCUCGACGUCUCCUUCUGCCUCAUCCCUCCGUUGGAGUUUGCCAACCUGGUGUACUUGACCACCAGCAGCACCUGGUACGUGCUGCGCUUCUUCUACGGCAUCAAGGACGCCUCUCCGCUCUUCCUGUCCUGCAUCUGCCUUGACCGCUACAUGGCCGUGCUGCACCCCAUCACCUUCACUGAGCUGAAGGACCGGCGGCACCGCGCCGUGCUGGCCGGAGCCGUCUGGCUGGUCACGCUGGCGUACGCCUGCGCCAAGUGCGUGGGCAACAUCAGCAACUUUGAGAAGGUGUUCACGGUGAUGAUCCUGGGGGCGUUCGCCUUCAUGGUGUUCUGCAACAUGUCCAUCCUCUGGGCGCUGCGGCGGUCCGGUCCUGGCAGGGACGACAUGCACCCGGUGAAGAAACGAGCCUUCAAGAUGGUGGUGAUCAUCCUGGCCAUCAUCGUGGUGAACUACUUCCCCCCCGUAGCGCUGUUCCCCUUCCAGGACUACUUCUCCCCAGACGUGUUCCGAUGCUACAUCCAUUACAUCGCCUUUGGCUUCAUGGACAUCAGUAGUAGCAUCCAGCCUGUUCUCUACCUGUCUGGCAAGGACUUUACGAGGACCCCAGCGCUCUGCUGCAAGACCAGCCCUGGGUAACCACACACACCAGGGGCUACACACACACACUCUCCACCAGGGGCUACACACACACACUCU